This is a messenger RNA of Strigops habroptila (Kakapo), 1424 nucleotides long. RefSeq names its product glutamyl-tRNA amidotransferase subunit C (gene GATC). Gene Ontology annotation, biological process: glutaminyl-tRNAGln biosynthesis via transamidation; mitochondrial translation; regulation of translational fidelity. Gene Ontology annotation, molecular function: glutaminyl-tRNA synthase (glutamine-hydrolyzing) activity. The record is from RefSeq and is a predicted model, not a curated record. NCBI's taxonomy places the organism in Eukaryota, Metazoa, Chordata, Aves, Psittaciformes, Psittacidae. Bases 48 to 467 code for a protein of 139 amino acids. The transcript is spliced from 4 exons. Gene Ontology annotation, cellular component: mitochondrion; glutamyl-tRNA(Gln) amidotransferase complex.
UCCGGCGCGGUGCGGUGACGUGCCCGGGGCGCGGUCGUGAGCGCGCUAUGCGGGCGCUGUCCCUCAGCCGGUGGCUCCGCGGCGCUGCCCGGGCCCGAUCGACCGGACCGGGGCGGGCUCGCCCCGCGCCGGGCCCCUCGCAGAAGGUGACGGUGGACGUGCUGGAUCACUUGGAACACUUGGCCUUGGUGGAUUUCCGUGACUCCGAGGGCGUGGAGCGGCUGCAGAAGGCGAUCCAGUUUGCGGAUCAGCUUCAUGAAGUGAACACUGAUGGCGUAGAACCGAUGGAUUCAGUCCUGGAGGACAGGUGCCUGUAUCUCAGAGAAGAUGAUGUUACAGAGGGCAACUGCACAAAAGAGCUGCUGAAAAAUGCCAGAGAGAAAGUAGAAGAAUAUUUUGUAGCCCCACCAGGUAACAUCCCUUUGCCAAAGCUGGAAGAACGAGAGACUUAUCUGCAGAGCUCCUAGCGAAAGCCCAGAGCCCAAACGCCAUUCCAGUGUUUUAUUUGGGAAAACUAAGUUUUGUGUAGUCACAGCCAAAAUACUCCGGUGUGUAUUCUGAGCAAAAGAAGAGCACUUGCAAGAUGAUUUAGAGUAGAAGGUGUAGAAAGUUUAAUAGUGCUGCUGUAAUAUUCAGUGUUUGUGAAGCUGGAAGGCAGAAUGACAGAUGAUCUCACUGCUUUUAUUUAGAGAAGUGAAUUUGAUGUUGCUCUCUAAGAUACUGGAUGGCUUAAAGGCUUUAAAAGGAACAUUAAAAGGUAAUUAUUAAAAAAAACCCAGAACACUAUUUUUCCUCAACAAGUUUGUUGGGAAACAAGAGAGGUUGGAAAGCUCUUUUGCCUAUUUCUCACCUUUAGCUUGAGUCUGGCUCUCACCCUGUCAGAAUUUACAGAGCGCCCAGGUAUGAAGGAGUCUGUACCAUUGCUGCAUCUCUGUGACAUAGAGAGCUCAGAUUUUCAUUGUGGAAGAAAAGGCACUUUGAGAAGAUGAUUCACUCAAAUAUUUUGCUUGUACUGAAUAUUUCAUAGAACAGUUUGGGUUGGAAGGGACCUUAAAGCUCAUCCAGUUCCAACGCCCUCCCACAGGCACCUUCUACUAAACCAGGUUGCUCCAAGCCCCGUCCAGCCUGUCCAUGAACACUGCCAGGGAUGGGGCAUUUUGUAUUUUUAUUCUUAUAAAUUAAAUACCUGGAGUUGUACAUAGUUUGAGAAAGCAUUUUUCAAACACAGAACUAGCUGUUCUAAAAUAAAAAGUCUUUGCCACAAUUAUUUUUGUCGUUCAGAUGUCUAUCUGUAGUGGCACUGGCAGUAUUUUCUGGAUUAACCCAUUUUUCCAUUUCAAACAAAGCACUGCAGUUAUUUUUGUUAUUUAAAACACCUUUUGUGGCUAAGCUUGUUGUAAAUAAAGAAUGUAAUUACUUGUGAA